Saccostrea echinata is the source of this 3630-nucleotide messenger RNA. Its product is annotated as wings apart-like protein homolog. The record is from RefSeq and is a predicted model, not a curated record. The coding region runs from base 6 to 3626 and encodes 1206 amino acids. Lineage: Eukaryota; Metazoa; Mollusca; Bivalvia; Ostreida; Ostreidae. Gene Ontology annotation, biological process: regulation of chromosome condensation. The transcript has 16 exons.
UCAGAAUGGCAAGUAAGACAUAUAAAACUUACAGUAAAUUUACUGGUAAAGAUUCUGCUGCCAGUCGAGCAUUUGAUGAUGUCUUAAACAACAAAUCUGCCCCACCAGUGCCAAUUAAAGCAGAAAAAACCAAAUGGGGAGACACGUCAUUCACACGAGUAAGAAAAGAUGAUCCUUUCCAGGUUACAUUUAAUAAAGUGAAAGUGGAAAAUGAGACUGUAGAUGAAUUUUCCUUUGACCUAGAAGAAGAUGAGAGCUUCAAAAAGAAAAUUCCAGCAAAUAACAGCAGUGCUCCAAGUGCUUCUUCUGGAUUAGGCAGACCUGCUAUUGCUAAUGUAACCAAAACAUCAAAGAAGCAAGUUCCAGCUGAGGUUCCAACACAUUCUCCUAAAGUGGAAAAGGAGGAAAGUGAGUCUAUAAAUAAUGAUGAUGAUGAUGAUGAUCUGGAACCAGUUAUGUUUAAAAGACCAGUUAGAACAUAUUCACGUUCAGUUAAAAAGGAGAAAGCAGCAGAGGAAACACCAGAGCAAAUACAAGAAGAGGAAGAAAGUGAAGGCAUCACAAAAGAGGAGAUGGAAGAUUCUUCUAUUCCAUUUUCAGAAAGGACCGAUGUUUUCUCAGAUAAAAAUGAUGAAGAAGGAAAUUCAAUAUAUGGCAGAGGUAAAAGGGCACAAAAGAUUACGUCAAGAACUCAUAUUCUUCAGUCAGAUGAUGAUGAGAGCUGUGGGGCAACUGUGCUGAAUUUCCGCAGCCGUUACAUGGAUCCUGCUGUGUAUGGCAACUUUGAGUACACACCACAAGGGGAUGACCCAGUGGGACGGAUGAAUAAUAGCAAAGUUCUUCAGCAGAGUGAAAUCAAACAUGGAAAAGGAUCCACAUUGAUUGUGAUUUGCUCUCCAAAACCACCUGCUCAAGGAACAACAAAACUUCAUCCAGUAAGAACCUACAAAGUUCGAGAUCCAAAUGCAAAAGCAUCAGAAGAAGGAGAAAAACCCCAAAAGGAAGAAUAUCAAGCCAUCCCACCAAAACCAAUUAUCAUUAGAAAUAGACGGCGCCCCCAGAAGAGGAAAGCAGAAGAUGCAUCUAAACCAUCUGUUCCUCCAAUAGAGACCCUUAUUAAUCUAAAGCAAGAACCAAAGUAUACCCCAGCACCUCUAAAAGAUUCAAACAAAACAAAGGAUACAAAACCCAGAAAAAAUAAGAUCUUUAAGUCCAGAAACAAGGUGGAGGAUGAAGGAGAGGAAAAAGAGGUCCCUGUUCCUUCAGAAGAUACAGCUGUCAAUGAGGAGGAGGCACCAGUCUUAGAACCACAGGUGGAUGAUUCUAUUGUCUCUCAACAAGAAUCGGUCACCUCUGAGGAUAAAGACACUGCUUUUGGAUUUGAAGAAAUGGAUGUUGAUAAAACUCCCGAGAAUUCACAAGAAGAAAUUCUGGAGGGUGAAACAUAUAGGGAAAUCCCAAUAAAACUAAAAAGAGUGGAAGAGCUUCAGAGGGAGGAUAAUGGGGAUAGUCAGUCCUCAGAGGGGGAGAUGGAAAGUUCACAGGAGAUGCCAUCUUCUCAAGAAUCCACAGAAGAAUUCAAACAACCCAGUAGAGAACGCAAGAUAUUUAAAUCUAAGAAUACAAGGACAGCACAAAAGAAGGUGUCUCCAAGUCCAAGGAAGUCACCAGCAAAAGCAACAUAUAACGUGAGGUCCUGGCAAGAAGAUUUUGAUGAAGAGGAACGGGUAACCAUGAUGAUGCAAAGAAAUAACAAGCAGAAUCAAGAGGAAGAAAAUGGUUCACAGAGUGGUCCUCCUAAACUGACCCGUUACUCAACGUGGCCCCAGUCUGGACCAGAGGCCAAGAAACCCCCUGAGGAGCCCCCUAAGCUGACCCGUGCUGUUCACUGGCCAGACAGAGAGGGAGAUGAGGCAUAUACUUCUGUUCACAUCAAUAAAGAGCACAAACAGCUUUACACUGUGGUGAGGAAUGUGAAGGAGGCCCAUGAGUGUCAGGAACAUGGAGAGACCCAGGAGUUUGCUGAUGAUGUAGAGUAUCUGUUGUCUGGGAUACAGGAAGGAGAACCCAUGUCCACCAGGUGUCUCAGUUGUAUUGGUCUUGCCCAGAAGAGUAUUUUACCAGCAUUUAGAAUGCACCUACGAGCCCAUGGAACUGUGGCUAAGAUAUUUGGUCAUCUGAAGGAUGCUGUUUCUGAUCCAAGUUUAUCUCUGUGCACUGCCUUGUUGAUGUUUAUGAUGAGUCGAGAUCGACUGAACAUGGACCUGGAUCGACAGAGUCUGGAUCUGAUGUUGAAGCUGCUAGCGGUGGACAAUCAGGAGGAACAGAGUGUUACUCUGAUGGGAAAGAGAACCCUGAACCGUAACAAAGAUCGUGCUCGAGAGGUGUACGUGCAGUGGAAGGCUGAGGGUGGGGCCACUAAUCUACCAGAGUUAGAGGAUGUCUCAACAGGAAAUCUUGCCAUGGAAUCUCUGCUGAGUUUAACGUCACGUCGAGCAGGAGAAUGGUUCAAGGAGGAAUUACGGAGCUUGGGGGCUCUAGACCACAUUGUAGACACUGUGUGUUCAUGUAUAGAAGCUUUGGGAGAUGACACCACCUUGGUUACAGACAGUAUGCUGGAAAACAUGAAGAAAAUAGACAGAUGUCUACGAGUGCUGGAAAAUGUGUCCUUUGUGAACACUGAUAAUCAGCUGUAUCUCAUUUCAUACAAGGCAGGCAUUCUAGUGACUUCUUUAUGCAGAGCUCUUAGUCUGUGUGAGAAAUGCUUUCCUGUUUACCCAAUCAAUAGCUCUGAGAACAUAGACAAGGGAUCAACAGGAUAUGUCAUUCUUAGUCUGGUGUUGGCUAUACUACGAGUCCUUAUCAACAUCACUCAUGAUAAUGAGUUUGGUUGCACAAAAGUGGGAGACCAAGAAGGCUUCAUCAAGACAGCCCUGAUCUGUGUACUGGACACACCCCGAUAUGUUCCUGUGGAUAUGAGAUUUGACAUGCUUGUUCUGAGUUUAGGUUUACUGAUUAACAUGGUGGAACAUUGUGGGGUCAACAAAAGAAAGCUAGUGGAGUCGGAGACCUGCAGGUCUUAUGAGGUGGCUCCAGAAAAUGCACAGGUGCAAGUCCCAGCUACCAAAGCACUUUGUGAGGUUUUUUCUACAAGAUUUGAAAUUGCUAAAACCAUGGAAGAACAAGAUUUUGGUGAGCCCUCGACCCCAAAAGCUUCACCGAACAAAAGUGGGGAGUGGAAGGAGUCAGACUCGGGGAUUGAGUGGGUUGUAGCUUCUGCAAAGAAGGACAAGGAGGGAAAAGAUACAAGUCGGGUUGAGUCACCAGUGGAUGACAAAGCAGAUAAUCUGGAUGAUGAAGAAACAUUUACUAAAGCUUUACAUAGGGCAGGCAAACACAUGGAGAACAGUGUAAUAGCUGCAUAUGUGGCCUUACUCCUGGGCUGUCUAAUACAGGAUAAUUCUAUGUAUGUCAGCCAAGUAAAGAAUCAUUUAGAGUCUGGAAGUUUUGAAGAUCUUAUUACAAUUUUGAAGAAAUUCUUAGGGUUUAUGAAUUUAACGCGUGCAAUUGGAAGUACUGGAGGAAAGUCAAUAGCUCAUGUCAUUGAAGUUCUAGAGGGAUGCUAGCAGA